AUGGUUUCCUGGCUUUGCAUCGCCGUCUCUGCAUGGUUGUUUCGUUAUUUUCGCCUGAUUGUCAAUUGCAUUUCACAUUGGACCUUCCGACCCAUACCCAUCCCCGAGAAUCCCACAUACACCUCUCAGGAUGUCACCAUCAUCCUGCCGACCAUCGCCACCGGUGGUGACGAGUUGGAGACCACCAUGCGGUCAUGCCUGUCCGCAGAACCCUACGAGGUCCUCCUCGUGACCAUCGACAACAACGUCGAGAACCUCAACAAGUUGGCGAACAAGAUCAAUGCCAAGAAGAUUCGUGUCCUGAGCAUACGGGAGGCGAAUAAGCGCAGGCAGAUGUGCAGGGCGAUACCGGAGGUAUCGACCAAGAUUACCAUCUUCGUGGACGACGACGUUGAGUGGCCGCCCAAGGUGCUGCAGUGGAUGCUGGCGCCGUUUGAAGAUGCAAAGAUGGGUGGCGUAGGCACGUCGCAGAGGUUAAAGCGAUCCAAGAACAUGAGCGUGUGGAGUUUUCUUGGGGCCGCGUACCUCGAGCGACGCAACUUCGAUUGCUCUGCAUGUCUGCACAUCGACGGCGGAUUGCCAUGUCUCUCUGGCCGGACGGUCGCUUACCGGAGUAGCAUCCUGCAAGACGAAGCUUUUACCCAUGGCUUCACCCACGAAGAGUGGCGGACAUGUCAGCUCAACGCCGAUGACGACAACUUCAUCACGCGGUGGAUGUAUGCUCAUGAUUGGAAGAUUGCCAUGCAGUACCACAAGGAGGCAGAGGUGCAGACGACGCUGGAGGACAGCCCGAAAUACCUCAGCCAAUGUCUCCGAUGGGUUCGCAGCAAUUGGCGCAGCAACCUCACGAGUUUGUUUGUCGAGGGCCAUUAUUGGUUUACUCAACCGUGGAGCACAUACUCGGUUCUGCAGACCACCAUCACGGCCUGGGCACUGCCCUAUGACUUGCUUAUAUUCUUUUCCUGGUACCAAGCAUCAUAUACUUGGCCAGAAAACCUCAGAAGUGCACUUUUCGUGUUCUUGAUCACGUGGACAUACCUGUUCAGCAAGACCGUAAAGCUUUGGGGCCACUUCUUCCGCUAUCCAGCGGACGUCGUAUUCAUCCCAGUCUAUGUAUUCUUUGGCUACUUCCAUGGUCUGAUCAAACUCUGGGGUCUCUUUACCCUUAGUGAGACCACAUGGGGAAGCAGAGACGGCGCCGAUACCGACAACCGAGUGCGCAUGAUACGCCUCCCACGUUAUUCGACGGCCUCGACAGACCCUGACGGCCGCAAAUCCGAAACGUUUGAGUUCCCCGACACGAUCUCAUUAAUGCACGAAACCGAUCAACUCCCCGCCUACGACACGCACCCGUAUCAACAGAACAUCGCCCUAACGAACCUUUAUCACGACUGA
This is a messenger RNA of Zasmidium cellare ATCC 36951, 1395 nucleotides long. Its product is annotated as glycosyltransferase family 2 protein. NCBI's taxonomy places the organism in Eukaryota, Fungi, Ascomycota, Dothideomycetes, Mycosphaerellales, Mycosphaerellaceae. The record is from RefSeq and is a predicted model, not a curated record. Bases 1 to 1395 code for a protein of 464 amino acids. The transcript has 4 exons.